Molecule: messenger RNA, 641 nt
Organism: Bradysia coprophila
Lineage: Eukaryota; Metazoa; Arthropoda; Insecta; Diptera; Sciaridae
Product: ubiquitin-conjugating enzyme E2 T-like
Source: RefSeq, a predicted model, not a curated record
CCUGCAGUCAAUUUCCUGUAGUCCGCAUAAUGUCCUCACAACAAAUUAAAGCGGCAAGAAUUGCCAAAGAGGUGAAACAAAUCAAUAAUGGAACGAAACAGCACGGAUUAAGCACCGAACUCAAAGACGAUACUCUAACGAUUACGUUUUCUGGACCGAAAGAUACGCUGUUUCACAGUGAAACAUUUGACUUGAAUGUCCGGUUCGAUGAUCGGUAUCCGUUUUCCCCGCCACGAAUUCAACUACUGACGAAGAUUUAUCAUCCGAACAUUGAUAAAGAUGGUAAAAUUUGUUUAAAUAUUCUCACAAUGCCACCGGAAGGAGCGUACAACCCAACGAUGACCGUGGAGUCAAUAGUGCUGAGCGUACAAUUGCUGUUAACGUCGCCGAACCCAUACGAUCCAUUGCGGGCGGAUGCUGCCUCUGACUUUCUACUCAACAAGCCAAUUUAUGAAGCCAAAGUGAAACAGCAGAUCGAAGAAAAUCGGAAGGCACGAGAAAAGAUGCACGGAUUGUGAGAGUCGUACAGAGAAAGCGUUCAUGCUUGGGGUUUUAGUUUGAAGAGAUAUGCAUCACGAAAUGAUAGACUUAAAGACGAUUGUACUGAGAAAGUGAUAAACCAAAAAUGUAACUUAAAUCAA